ACGUAGUUAGUUUGUUUGAAAUCGUCCAACAUGAAGUAUAGGAACGGGAUCAUAAUAUUCGCGCUGUGUUUCAUAAAUAUUAUAGAUCAGUUAAAUGGUGCCAGAAUCUUAGGUGUGUUACAUAUACCAAUAUACAGUCAUCAUGUUCCAUUUCAACCAUUAUGGAAAGAAUUGAUCAAACGUGGCCAUGAAAUAGUGCUUAUAACGAGUAAACCUAUUUCCACUAUAAACUCAACGAAUUUUAAACAGAUCAAAUAUAAUGUCGAUCUCAAAUUCAUACAAUCAAAUUACAUCGAACUACGUAUGAAUCGCAAAUCCUUUAUAUCUUUUAUGAAAGACGAUGUGUAUAUCAUGCUUUUACAUAUAACAAAUAAAAUAUUUGAACAUCCGGAAGUUAAAAAACUUUACGCUCCAGAUAGUAAAGAAAAGUUCGAUCUAAUAAUGAUACAGAUGCUUAGCGCACCAGGUUUAUAUGCAUUUGCUGAGAGAUUUAAUGCUCCUGUUAUAGGAUUAAGCGCAUUUAGAUUGAUGGCGAUUGAGAAUUAUAUGUUAGGAAAUAUCGUGUUACCUUCUCACGAGAACACAUGGGAAAUGGAAUCGAACACAGGAAGUAAUUUGUCAUUUUGGCAGAGAUUGAACAAUUUUUACGUCAUGUGGAAUUUUAUUUACACAAUGAAUUAUAGAUGUUUUCCUGCUCAUCAACAGUUAGCUGAAAAAUACUUUGGCCCAUCUGUAUCUUCGAUUAAAGAUAUUAUGAAAAACACCAGUCUCGUGUUUGUUAACGAAAAUCAAAUUAUAUCAUAUGCACGACCAGAACUACCGAACAUAAUCAAGUUUCAUUCAAUCCAUGUUGCUGAUCAUUCGGAACCUUUGCCACAGGAUCUAAAAACAUUCGUUGAUAAUGCAACAAAUGGCUUCAUCUAUUUUUCAAUGGGCCACACUAUGAAUUUUUCAAUUAUUUCAAAUAGUAUUCAAGAAAUCUUUUACGAUGUAUUUGAAAAAUUGCCUUACAAGGUAGUAUGGAAAUAUGACAAAGAACCAUUACGAAAAAUUAAAAAUGCUUAUAUUACAAAAUGGUUGCCUCAAAAAAGUGUGCUCGCUCAUCCAAAUAUCAAGCUUUAUAUUUACCAAGGAGGAUUGCAAAGUACUCAAGAAGCUAUAUAUCAUGAAGUACCAGUUCUCGGUAUACCAAUAUUUUCCGAUCAGGAAAAUCAAGUAAAAAUAGCAGUAAAUCAUGGUAUUGCAAAAGAUUUAAACAUUGAAACUUUGACGAGAGAUAAAUUGGAAUCUGCUAUUCGAGAAAUGAUUAAUAAUAAGCAAUAUAAGAAAAAUAUAAUAAAUCUUCGAAAACUUAUGAAUGAUUUGCCAUACGAUUCAUUAAAUAUUCUUAUUUGGUGGACAGAAUACGUGAUUCGACACAAAGGUGCUCCGUAUUUUCGAAGCAAUUUAGCUUGGCAAUCGUGGUAUCAGUACUGCGAUAAUGAUAUUAUAGUAUUUUUAAGUUUCACAGUAUUUUUAAUUGCUUAUACUAUAAUUAAAAUCAUUAGAAAGCUUAUUUCAUACAUGCAUAAACUUUCUAUAGAUCAAAAGAAGAAGACAAAUUAAUUCAUUCUCCAUUCGAUAUAAAAUAUUAAAAUUAAUUAAAUGAUUUCAUAAUAAUAAAUAUAUUGUUCGUAACAUAAAUUUUUUUUUUUAGAUUAGGAAUAGAAUUAGGAGUUGGAUUAGGAGUAUGUUUAUGAGUUAUCUAACGAUCAAAUAAUAUAACAUAAUCAUAAUGUCGAUAUAUUGAUAAAUUUUUCAAAAUUUCAAAA
This is a messenger RNA of Apis mellifera (honey bee), 1811 nucleotides long. Its product is annotated as UDP-glucuronosyltransferase 2B15. The transcript is spliced from 5 exons. The coding region runs from base 31 to 1605 and encodes 524 amino acids. Gene Ontology annotation, molecular function: UDP-glycosyltransferase activity. The record is from RefSeq and is a predicted model, not a curated record. NCBI's taxonomy places the organism in Eukaryota, Metazoa, Arthropoda, Insecta, Hymenoptera, Apidae.